CCUUUGUCCCUUACUCGAAAUCUCCACAUACGAUUACAGUUUCGCAGAUGGACAAAAACAAAUUUCCUUUAGACGAACUCAGUGAAUCUGCGUCCGUUUCAAGUGAUCAAGUGAACCAUUUUAUACAACAGUCAGAUGAACCAGUUCGUCCUUCACCACUCGAAGCCAUGGCCCAGCGUUUUGGAGAAGUUGUGAAAGGAUUUCAGAAGACCCCAGCCUCUGACUUACAGCUAUUUUCAUUCGGUCAACAGAAACCGUCCGCAUCAAAUCUAUUCACAAGACCGUCCAAUCAACAGGAUGUCGCAUCCAAACAUCCAUUCAUCUUCACGCACCCACCCUUGAAUUUUUUACAGUCGGAAUUCUCCAAAACAUGGUGCCUGACGGAAAAGACUGCCGCUAAUGAUUGUGUUACCACUACCAAACUGAUGAAUAAUUUCUAUACUACCCAGGAGUCUUCAACCAUUCAUAUUAACACGUUUGUGCCACCUAACAGGUCUGUAGGUUAUUCACUUCAUGAUACGCCUCCAUCCAACCUCAGUUUCCUUAAACCCACUGAAUGUCGAGAUGCUUACAAGGCAGAUACAAAGUCACAGAUCAUAUUCGGGGAUGUCAAUGUAAAUCCGAGGGGGUCGAACACCGAAUCUAGUUCAUCCUCCCCGGUCACCUGUUCGCCCGUGUCUCUAACGCAUCCGAAGCACGAGGAAAAUCACAAAAACACAUUUCACGGUCCAGGGCCGCAUGCCGUAUUCUCAACUUCGAAUAUCCCAAUCCCUACAUAUGAAGAAGAUCACAUGUCAUAUGACUGUUUGGACGAACAACACAAGUUCAAUUCACGGAUUAACUUUAACGCUACCCUUUGCGGAUACUCCUGCGCUGCUUGUGUAUUUCCCAGGACCAGUUCGGGUUUGUUCACAACAGCGAAUCUUUCCGCCUAUGAUGGCCAAACGCAAAGUUUUCUUGAGCAGUCCCACAGAGGUGAGCCAUCUAAUGUGCAUGCGGUCGACCUGUCAGAUGUCUCCACCAAACCACCAUUCUCAUACAUUACUUUGAUUGUCUCAGCCAUGAGCUCCAAACCGUCUAAACAAAUCACACUGAGUGAAAUCUAUGCCUGGAUUAUGUCGACAUUCGCCUACUACCGGAAAAACACGCGCAGAUGGCAAAAUUCCAUACGCCAUGCACUGUCUUUCAACGACUGCUUCAUCAAAGUUCCUCGUCCAUCAGGAGAGGCAGGAAAGGGAUCCUAUUGGACGGUUCAUCCUCGUGCAGUUGAUAUGUUUGAAAACGGGUCAUCAAUGAGACGAAAUCGCAAAUUUGUUGACGAGAAUCGGGUGCGUGCUAAUCGAGUAUACCGAAGAACGCGGGCAAGCAAGAAACCGAAUUUAUCGCCACAAGACGAUUGGUACCAUCCGGAUGAGUAUACUAAGAACCAGUUGCAUCAGCCAGGUAUCGAUGUUAUCCAGAAGGACGUAAAACCGGCUCAAACUCCAAUGACAGACAGUAUCUGCCUAAAGGACAGCGAUCCUGAUAUGUCCACUAGAGCUGAAUUUCGGUUUUGUAGAGAUCAGUGGUGGAUGUCGACGAAUGUUGUCGAUCCAUUUCCUCGGAAGCAGUACGUAUCUCCCUCAAAUUCGAACGUACAUGCUCCUUUCAACCAAUGGCCUUUGUCCGAUUAUGAAGGGCGACCUACGCAAAAGAGGGAAUUUUGGCACGAUGUACCUCCAGCAGAUAAAAACGUGAACGAAAUUCACUCGACUCAAGGAAGCGGAGAUAGUUCUAUUCCCACAGUGUAUGACCAUUCCUUUGUUUCGAAACAACUACUGGGAGUCUCCACCGUCUGGAAUGCAGUCGAACCUGAUAGAAGCAUGUGAUCUCCUGUUAUUACAACUAUCUGAAGAAAUUUUACAUUGCUCAUUUUGCUGCACAACUCAACUCAGGGCUUGCCAAUUCAGCUUCCUUACCAAAAUAGCUGCGACUCCCAUGCAUUUGCAUGCAGCUUCGCUUCGAAGUUGCAAAGUAAAUCACAGCAUACUGCAAAAAAUAAAGACUUCGG
This is a messenger RNA of Opisthorchis viverrini, 2050 nucleotides long. RefSeq lists its product as hypothetical. The record is from RefSeq and is a predicted model, not a curated record. Lineage: Eukaryota; Metazoa; Platyhelminthes; Trematoda; Opisthorchiida; Opisthorchiidae. The transcript has 3 exons. Gene Ontology annotation, molecular function: DNA-binding transcription factor activity, RNA polymerase II-specific; RNA polymerase II cis-regulatory region sequence-specific DNA binding. Gene Ontology annotation, biological process: regulation of transcription by RNA polymerase II; cell differentiation; anatomical structure morphogenesis. Bases 48 to 1868 code for a protein of 606 amino acids.